CUUUUCUUCUCCCGUCCAACAAGAUCAGGCAUGUUCUUUCUCAAAGGUCUUUUGCUAACUCUGCGGGUACGGCUUGAUGGGUAGGUGGCUAAGCGUCUGAACAUUUUGGGACCAUUCAUUCAUUCCAUCACACACUUUCAAGACAAAAAAGAACACGAUUUUCUUUUUGUCAAAUCGCAAGCAACAACAACCCUCCCAACGGCGGGGGAAUUGAUUUGAUUGUUCCGACCAAGAAUUGAUGAAAGCCAUGUCCGCCCUCCGACGAAGCGGCAAGGUAAUCCGAUGACGUGGUGCAUACCGCGUGCACGCCUUUUUUUUUGGACCCGAGCAAAACUCAAACCGAGCCAGAAUAACACAGUGGACGCUUUGAGCCUGCUUGUUUGAGCCUUCCAUGGCAGCCAUCGACCUCCCCUGGCUGUUCCAGAUGGCAACUCCAAAACCACAACGACAUGACCCGCCCGACUUCUCCUCGCCCUCCUCCUCGACCCUCUCCCCUACGUUGCGACAGCAAAUAACCGACAACAGCAACAACUAUCCCUCGACCAACGGAAACCCAACGUAUGCCGCCUUCUCCCCGGCGACCCUCUCGACGACCACGUCCUCGGCCAACAAGCGCCGCAGCACGAUCCUCGUCCACCAGAAGUCACCUCUCCUCCUCGCGACACCGCCGCAAAUCACACGCGCCCUGGCCUACAGCCACCCUUUCCUCCUACCCCUCAACAAACUCGCCGGCCUUCUGAGCUGGACUACAGAUGACCAGUACGAGAGCUUCCUGCUGGUGGCCUCAUUCUGGGGCGUCGUUCUCUAUGGCGACCUCCUGCUGCGCGUUGCCGGGCCGCUGAUCGUCGUGCUCGCCCUCAUCGGCGGCAUGUAUGGCCGGCGCUUCAGCCCACUGAGCAGCAGCGGGUGGAGUGAGCCCGCCACCACACAGAGGGACAGCGGCGGCGGCGGCACUAGUGGUAGCCCCGAAGCCAAGAGACACGUUUCCGGGCAGAUGAACGGUGCGGCGGCCUCGUCGUCAGACCUCAGCACAGACGGGCAGCUGAACGGGAAGCCGCGCGGAAAGCCCGAGGCGACGGGGACGCGUCACCGCAAGACGCUGGACGAGAUGGUGGAGACGCUGCGCGAGUUCACGUCGCGGUGCAACAUCCUCCUGGAGCCGCUGCUGGAGCUGACCGACUUCCUCAGCACGCAGCGCACACCCACCUCGGCCACCACGCGCCCGGCCCUCACGGCGCUGCUGAUCCGCAUCCUGCUCUGCACCCCGUUCUGGUUCGCGCUGACGCUGCCGCCGCUUAGGGUCGUGACGGCGCGCCGCGUCGUGCUCGUCGCCGGCACUCUUGCGCUCACUUGGCACUCGAGGGUGUGCUGCGUCGCCCGCACGCUGCUGUGGCGGUCGCGGUCCGUGAGGAAGCUGGCCGGGCUGGUCACGGGGCUGGAGUUUGACGGGAUGGUUGCCGCGAACGGGGCUGUCGUCAAGGGCGAACGGGGCUUGAUCGACGUGGGGGCCGCGACGUCGCUGGCGGCCACGGACUCGGCGGCGGCCACGGGGCGCGAGUCGGAGCUGUCCAAGGCCAUCAGGCGGCAGUCUACCAAGGUCAACGGCAAGGGGCUGGCGCGGGACACGGGGGUCCGGUUCACAUUCAUCAUCUACGAGAACCAGCGGCGGUGGGUGGGGCUCGGGUGGACGUCGAGCCUGUUUACGUACGAGCGCGCCGCGUGGACGGACGAGCGCAACAACCCCGUCCCGCCCAAGGAUGAAUUUGAGCUGCCCGAGGUUGAGGACGGGAGCCGCAUGCGGUGGCGCUGGGUGCCCGGCAGCAAGUGGCGCGUCGACGGGGUUGCGGAUGAUGCGGUCACGACGGACGACGGGCAGCUGGACUUUGAUUCUGAUGGGGGCAAGAUGGGCUGGGUUUACUACGAUAACAAGUGGCAAAACGGCAAACGCGGCCAGGACAGCUGGGGCCGCUGGACACGUCGGAGAAAGUGGUAUCGCGACGCGGAGCUCGUCGAGAUCGACUCAGAAUCUGUCACCCCGACGAGCCCGAUUACGGAAGCAGAGAAGCAAGAGCAGCAGAGGACCAUGUCCCCUCCCCCACCCUACGCGGCCGAGCCCAAGUCCACGGGCGGCAUGUGGGCCAGCCUCCGGCCGGGCAGUCUACGGCGACGUGCUACGGACAACUCGACGGCCUCCUCGGCGGCGGCGGCGGCGUCGGCAGCUGCCUCUGGAGGCGGUGCUACCACGAGCAGCGGUGGCGCUGGGUCUAGGAGGGGUAGGCGGACCAGUAGUGCGGCGGCUAGUCACCUCGAUGAGGAGCGCGAGGACGUGGACGCUAGCCUCGGGACGAGUCUGGGGCUCGAGAUCCAGGGGGCUGGGAUGGAGAGGGAUCAGUGGGGGGUUGGGGAUGAAAUCAGGAUGGGGCUGGAGUAAGUUAAGGAGUACCUGAGACAAGGGGGAUGACGAUUAUUGUAUUAUGCUGGGAUAAUAUCUUGGAGUUCUUUGUCGCUUUUGUUUUCAGGCGGGUUGGGAUCAAUACUCGGACUGGGGCGUUUUUGUUUUUGUUUCAUAGGGUGAUGGAUUGGAAAGGGUUAGGGGUCUUUAUUGGCCACAAUCACAUGUCAAUAGUUGUUUGACAACGGCUAGCUACAACGGUCAGCUUUCUGUUCCUGGUGGCACAAAGAUAUCCACAGGCAUCGAUCGACAUAGAUGAUACGAGACUUUUAUUGUAUGUUUGUUUCAUAUAAUGACCGACUUUGUUUUGGUUCAUAUCAACCACAAUAAUACCGUCAUCUUGUGAGAGUUUCUCUGAAAUUCUCCGAGCUUCAUAACUCAUCCCACUUCGGACCCGCCUUGGCUUGUCAAUGCAAUGCCCUUUCCGUUUACCCUCAAGGUAGCUAAGAAACGAAAAGAAAUAAAACAAAAAAAUAAAUCCAAGAAAGCCGAAACAACGCCGUUCUGCGCCACAAUGUCCCACGAGAUGCAGAUCCCCCAAAAACGCCAAUUUAUGUGCAUGAGAAUAAAAAA
This is a messenger RNA of Pyricularia oryzae 70-15, 3025 nucleotides long. Its product is annotated as peroxin 23. The transcript is spliced from 3 exons. Gene Ontology annotation, cellular component: peroxisomal membrane. Bases 392 to 2431 code for a protein of 679 amino acids. Gene Ontology annotation, biological process: peroxisome organization. NCBI's taxonomy places the organism in Eukaryota, Fungi, Ascomycota, Sordariomycetes, Magnaporthales, Pyriculariaceae. The record is from RefSeq and is a predicted model, not a curated record.